Molecule: messenger RNA, 647 nt
Organism: Helicoverpa zea (corn earworm)
Lineage: Eukaryota; Metazoa; Arthropoda; Insecta; Lepidoptera; Noctuidae
Product: vesicle transport protein GOT1B
Exons: 6
Coding region: 126-548 (140 amino acids)
Biological process (GO): endoplasmic reticulum to Golgi vesicle-mediated transport; retrograde transport, endosome to Golgi
Cellular component (GO): endoplasmic reticulum; membrane
Source: RefSeq, a predicted model, not a curated record
UGACAGAAACAAAUUGAUAAAAUGACGUGGAGCGAGGUUAGGAAUUUGUGAAAAAUAUAUGUUUUAACCGGAAUAGAAGUGAUAAGAUAGUUUUAAUAACUAAUUAAGUACCUAAAAAGCACAAAAUGAUCGAGAUCUCAGAUACACAGAAGAUAGGCGUUGGCCUGGCAGGGUUUGGUAUGACAUUCCUAUUCCUUGGCGUGCUACUUCUGUUUGAUAAAGGCUUGUUAGCUAUAGGAAAUAUUCUCUUUAUCAGUGGUCUGGCGUGUGUCAUAGGGCUCCAGAGGACAUUCUUCUUCUUCUUCCAAAGACAUAAGGUAAAGGCCUCGGUGGCUUUCUUUGGUGGCAUAACUGUUGUCCUAUUGGGAUGGCCUAUGAUCGGUAUGAUCGCUGAAAUAUAUGGCUUCCUACUACUAUUCAGAGGUUUCCUGCCUGCAGCUGUGAAUUUCCUAAGAAUGGUACCUGUGCUAGGAUCUCUGCUCAGCCUACCUAUUAUACGAGGGAUUGUGGAUAGAAUAGCCGGCGACAAUGGCCGCAACAUGGUAUGAUGAAAUCCAAUCGUGACCCCUGAUUCUUACAAAUAGGAUCUUCCACAUUCCUAAUUUAAUUAAUUAUUGUUUAAAAUAAAAAUUAUUUUUUCAUUAUAA